Cariama cristata (Red-legged seriema) is the source of this 867-nucleotide messenger RNA. RefSeq names its product NIN1/RPN12 binding protein 1 homolog (S. cerevisiae) (gene NOB1). The transcript has 5 exons. The annotation marks the transcript as partial. Gene Ontology annotation, molecular function: RNA endonuclease activity. Gene Ontology annotation, cellular component: preribosome, small subunit precursor. Gene Ontology annotation, biological process: maturation of SSU-rRNA; ribosomal small subunit biogenesis. NCBI's taxonomy places the organism in Eukaryota, Metazoa, Chordata, Aves, Cariamiformes, Cariamidae. The record is from RefSeq and is a predicted model, not a curated record.
CACAAGUGCCCAGGGAAGGGCCAGCAUCAGCCCAGCCCCGAGAAGAGCACGGUCCCAUCUGAGAGCAAUGAGUUCAGCUCCUUUCUCUACUGGCGAGCUCCCCUGCCCAGCAUCGAGGAGGAGCUGCAGGAGCUGCUGAAAGCGCAAGCCAUCUCUGUUAGCCCAGAGACCACUGAGGAGCACCAGAGCUCUGAGGAUGGGGCCAGUGCUGAGGAAGAGGAGGACGAGGAGAGCGACGAUGAGGGUUGGAUAACACCCAGCAACCUCAAGCAAGUCCAGCAGGACACAGGGCACUGUGAUGCUGUUCCUGUCGGCAUCCAGGUCGGCUGCGUCACCACUGACUUUGCCAUGCAGAACGUGUUGCUGCAGAUGGGCCUCCACGUGCUGGCAGUGAACGGCAUGCUGAUCCGCCAGGCCAGGAGCUAUAUCCUGCGAUGCCACGGCUGCUUCAAGACCACUUCAGACAUGACCAAGGUUUUCUGUCCCCACUGCGGUAACAAGACCCUGAAGAAGGUCGCAGUGAGUGUCAGCGAUGACGGGAGCCUCCACAUGCAUUUCUCCCGCAACCCCAAGGUGCUUAACCCCCGAGGGCUCAGGUACCCGCUGCCGGCCCCACAAGGAGGGAAGCAUGCGAACAACCCUCACCUGGUGGAAGACCAGCCCUUCCCACAGCAGCGGCUGUCCCGCAAGGCCAGGCAGAAGACUAACGUCUUCGACCCUGACUACAUCGCCGGGGUCUCCCCAUUUGCGGAAAACGACGUCUACAGCCGCGCAGCCAAUCUGCAAAUCCGGGACGCGGCCCUGGGCGCUGGCAGGAGACGCCUGAACCCCAACGCCGUGACGAAGAAGUUUGUGAAGAGGAGGUGA